Rattus rattus (black rat) is the source of this 2965-nucleotide messenger RNA. RefSeq names its product sushi domain containing 5 (gene Susd5). Gene Ontology annotation, biological process: cell adhesion; Notch signaling pathway. Bases 89 to 1960 code for a protein of 623 amino acids. Gene Ontology annotation, molecular function: hyaluronic acid binding. The transcript is spliced from 5 exons. The record is from RefSeq and is a predicted model, not a curated record. NCBI's taxonomy places the organism in Eukaryota, Metazoa, Chordata, Mammalia, Rodentia, Muridae.
CCCGCUGUGACUCCCGCAGCAUCCCGGGCCGCGACACCAGCAUCCCCCGAACCUCUCGGGCCGCGCGCAACCCGCGGACGUCACCACCAUGAGCGCGGGGCCGCAAUGGCCGGCGCCCCGCAGCCUGCCUGCGCUGUGCGCCGCGCUGCUCCUGCUGGCUCUGCAGCCGCCUCCUGUGCGAGCCGAGGGGAAGCUCUUCCUGCUGGACUCUCAGAAUGGCUCUCAGGGUCUGGACCUGGAGACGGCUCGACAGUCCUGCAAGAGCAGGGGUGCCCACCUGGUGUCUGCCGGAGAGCUGAAGAGGGUGGUUCAGGACUGUGCCUCCGCGGUGUGCACGACAGGCUGGCUGGCUGAUGGUACCCUCGGGACAACGGUGUGCAGCAAAGGGAUCGGUGAACAGCCAGUCGUGAGGGCUAUAGACGUGACAAUUGACAGCCACCCAGUUCCCGGUACCAAGUACAAUGCUCUGUGUAUUAAGGACGAAGAGAGACCGUGUGGAGAUCCACCGUCAUUCCCACACACCAUCCUCCAGGGUCGCACUGGCUUGGAGAUGGGGGACGAGCUGCUGUACGUUUGUGUACCAGGGUCCGUCACAGGCCACCGGGAAACGGCCUUCACCUUGCUGUGCAACAGCUGUGGGGAGUGGUACGGACUGGUGCAAGCCUGUGGGAAAGAUGAGGCCGAGGCCCAUAUUGACUACGAAGAAAAUUUCCCUGACGACAGAUCCGUGUCAUUCAGGGAACUCAUGGAAGACUCCCGGGCAGAGGGAGAAAAGGAAAAGGCUCAGGAAGACGCCUCUGAUGAGACACCAAAACAAGAUCGUCUGGUCUUCACUUCUGUCUCUAAAGAAAAUAUAGCCCAGGAAAAAGCCUUUGUGCCUACCACAGGUUUGCCAGGCGCUGGGAGCAGCUUCCACACAGACUGGCCAAGAUCCCGCCUACACCGGAAGUACUCACUCUGGUUUCCGGCUGAGACUUUCCACAAGCCAGAGCUGGAAAAGGAUGUGGACGAUGAGACCAAAGAGCCACUUCCUGCCAGAGACACUCACAGUGAUGAGAAACCGGCCCAAGAGGAGUCUGAAACGAGGCUGGUCUAUGCCACCACCUACAGCCCCUCAGAGCCGUUUGCGGAUAGGAAUGACAGCAAGACGGACGACAUAGGCGUGAGCAGCAGCGAUGAUUCCUGGUUAGACGGCUACCCUGUGACAGACGGAGCUUGGAGGAAGGUAGAGGCUGGGCAGGAGGAUGACGAGGAUAAGGGGGAUGGGUCAGUGGGACCAGAUGACAGUGUCCUCAUGACUCCUGAUCAGCCUAUCAAGAAUGUCACCGUCAUAUCAAGCGAAUCUGUGAUAUACAGUUCAAUCAGUCCCUCUCAAAUGCUGGACGUAGAAGCUCUCGUUCCGGGACCCAUCAAUGUGUCUGAGACUGAGCGUCCCCAUACCGGGGAUGUUGAUUCGACCAAUUAUCAAUCAACUAUACCCCGAAGAGUCACCACACAGCAGUCACCCAUGGCCACCUCACCCUCUGAACUGACCACCUCCACCUCCACCACCCAAGAGACAGUACUAACAACCCUCCAGCCGACACAUAAACGCGUCCCCUCUACUAAUGUGGAGGCUACCCAGCCUCCAGCGGAGGUCACAGCUUCCGAGGUUCAGGAUAACUUCCCAUACCUGCUGUCAGAGGACUUCUUGGGACAGGAGGGCCCUGGGCCUGGUGCAAGCGAGGAGAAGCUUCUUCCAACCUUGGCACCGUGUGUGGGGGAUGAAUGUCCCAGCUUCAGGAAAGGCCCGGUGAUUGCCACGAUCGUCACCGUCCUGUGUCUACUGUUGCUCCUCACAGUCGCGGGAGCCGUGUGGGGCUACCGCAGGUGUCAGCACAAGAGCUCUGUAUACAAGCUGAACGUUGGACAGCGGCAGGCUAGACACUACCACCAGCAGAUUGAGAUGGAAAAGGUCUAGCCUCUGCCAGCAGGGGCUCUCACAAAGCCACUUGGAGGAAGAUUAACUGUGACUGGUCACACUGAUAAUUCUUGGGGUCUGAGGUUGGAAAGGCUUCAUUCUCUAGAGUUCAAGUCUUUCUUCUACAUGCUGAGAAGUGUCUAGGGAGGUGCCUAAAGGGCAGAAAGGGGUUGGUGAUGUCAUCACAUAUGUCAAGGUCUCCUCAACCGGUUGUCCUGGAAUUCACUGCCCAAACCCCAGACCUCUGCUUUGGCCCUAUUCCAAUAUGAGGUUGGGGUGUUGCUGUCUUAAAGUCACCAUUUGUUUCAUCUGUAGAGAAUCACAAACUCCAUUCCCUGAAAUAUUUGAAAUCAUUUUGAUAAGCUGAGUGUUUGAGAGUCAUGUUAGGAAACAAAUGUCCAAUUGUGGAGUGAGGCGGGGAGCAUAAUGGUCGUUCCCUUUUAGGUGUUGCUAAGGACAAAUGAGUCAGGAGCCAGAACAUAUUUUACAAACUUUGGAGUUUCUUUUUUUCUUUUCUUUUCUUUUUUCCUUUCUUUUUGCUUGUGGAAAAUGGAGAGAAUUUAAGACUGACAUGUUACUUUGGGGAAUGGUGAGGGAACAGGCACAUGCCCACCUCUGAUCCCGCCCACAGUUUUGAGACAGCCCAUUGUUUUCAGUUAAGAACAAGGUAAUCUCUGUGCUAGUAAGGACAGCGCGAGGGGUCCAUGCCUGGCCCAUGCACACAAAUGCCACGGGAUCGCUACCAGGGCUGGCGGCGGAAACCCAAUUCUCGGUUUCUUCUCUCAGGGUUAAGUGUUUCUCUGAAGCCCAGUAAGAAGGAAUGAUUUGGAAGCGAGGACAUGUUUGAAGAAGCCCAAAGACUGCUUUAUCAAAUGUGGGCACUGUUUGAUGGCGGAAGAGUAAAAGCAAACAUGAAUGCCCUGGGCUGAUCCAUCCCAGCCAUGGCUUACCCCAGUGACCACCAAGUGGUAUCCAACGGACGGUGCUCCUAGAAAGAUGGUCCUC